AUGGAUUUUAAAGUUUUUUUUAGUCAUUCUAUUGCGCAUGUGCAGAUCAGAGGUAUAAUACGUGUGGAGCAGAAAUUAAUUAUGGAGCUGGAGAAAGAAGUUCUGUACAAAGCGUGUGUGCUCACUUCUCAUGGUGAUGAUCUGACAGACGAAACCAGGAGACUGAAACUGAGCGAGCUAGGAGCAGAUGAGGUGCUCAUUAGAACCAAAGCAGCCGGUGUCUGUCACACUGAUGUGCAUUUCUGGCAUGGAAAUUAUCAGGUUGGAAAAACCAAAGAUCAAGUUGUUUCAUUCUCAGAGCGUGGAAUCAGUUUACCUAGAGUACCUGGUCAUGAGAUAGCUGGAGAGGUGUAUGCUGUGGGAACUCAAGCGAUGAAGGAAUCAAGACUUACCAUCGGUGAUCGUGUGUUGGUGUACCCGUGGGCAGGCUGUGGGAAGUGUGCUUUAUGUGAGGCUGGCAACCCUCAUAUGUGCUCCGUAUCUGGUCAAGAUCUAGGUUUAAUAAGAGAUGGUGGAUUUAGCGAAUUUGUUCGAGUGCCAAAUCAUCGCUAUGUGUUCAAGCUGCCUGAUGUUGUGUCCUAUGAGAUGGGAGCAUUGUUGCCGUGUGGAGCUCUUACUGCCUAUAGUGCUGUCAAGAAACUACGCCCAGUUGUCGAGGAGAUAGCUCAAGUCCAGAAGCUCGAGGUAACUGUUGGUGUGAUUGGUCUUGGUGGUGUAGGACAAUGGAGUCUUAAGCUCUUACAGUGUGUCUAUAAGGACAAACCGAUUCGAGUUAUUGGCAUCGACAUAUCGCAAGCUAAAAUUGAUCAUGUUCUGAAACAAGGUCUUGUUCAGAGUACAUUUUUGCUUGACGUAGAUAAAGAACAAACUGAUGAAUUUUUGGCAAAAUUCGACAAUCAACGUUUCCAUUGUGUCAUGGAUUUCGUCAAUACAACAGAAACAUUUCGUUUUGCUACAAGUCUACUAUCUAGCAGUGGUCUAUUGGUGUGUGUUGGUCUCCAUGGAGGUCUGGGUGAGAUACAACUGCCGUUCCUUGUGUUAGGCUGUAUUACAAUUACUGGAAUGUACACCGGCUCUUUGACUAGCAUGAAGGAGCUUUUGGAUAUUGUCACCAGCUGUUCUCUGGGACCCCCCACAAUCACACAUUACCCCCUGCACGAGGCAACCAAGGCCCUUCAAGAUCUGGAAAAGGGGAAAGUAAUGGGAAGAGGUAUACUGACCUUUUAAAAAAUAUUGUUAAUUAAUUUGACAAAUAUUAUUGAUUUUUGCCUUUGAUUGAACAUUAUUAAUAUUGA
Messenger RNA from Halichondria panicea, 1295 nucleotides. RefSeq names its product alcohol dehydrogenase-like. The transcript has a single exon. Gene Ontology annotation, molecular function: zinc ion binding; oxidoreductase activity. The record is from RefSeq and is a predicted model, not a curated record. Lineage: Eukaryota; Metazoa; Porifera; Demospongiae; Suberitida; Halichondriidae. The coding region runs from base 1 to 1227 and encodes 408 amino acids.